UGGCACCCCUCGCUACUUGUGGAGCAUGGGUUAUGUCUGAAAGAAACAGAGAGGCUCUUGAUAGCGUCUUGUCCCCUCCAUCUAUGCCAUUUCGGAAAUCUAGUAACCCUGAAGUUUCUUCUGGCCCUGGGAAGUCACUGAAAUUUAAAAGGCAGCUCAGUGAAGAUGGAAGGCCAUUUAGAAGAGGGAGCCUUGGAGGAGCUCUGACCGGCAGAUAUUUGUUGCCAAAUACUGUUACACAGCAGUCAUGGCAAAGUGGAGAAACUACCAAUCUUGUCCGAAUGCGCAGUCAAGCUCUUGGACAGUCAGCACCUUCUUUAACAGCUAGCUUGAAAGAGCUGAGCCUUCCAAGAAGGGGAAGUUUUCUCACCCCAAGAAGCCUGAGCCCAACCCCAACAAGCCCUUGCAGCCCAUGCAGUCCUCUGUUCGCUUUUCAUUUUUGGAGUUGCCGGACAAGUAAUCGAAAAAGUUUAAUAUGCAAUGGACAGUCUCCAGCUAUGCCAAGGCCCCAUUCGCCACUUUCAGCUCAUGCAGGGAGCAGCCCUCAAGAUAGCCCUAGAAAUUUCUCUCCUAGUGCCUCAGCCCACUUUUCUUUUGCACGAAGUCAUGGACAUCGAAAUGAGAGGACGGAUGGACGACGUUGGUCACUGGCAUCUCUUCCAUCCUCUGGAUAUGGUACAAACACUCCUAGCUCCACUGUUUCAUCAUCCUGUUCUUCACAAGAGAAGUUACACCAGCUACCAUAUCAACCAACACCAGAUGAACUUCAUUUUUUGUCUAAACAUUUCUGUGCCACUGAAAGCAUUGCCAGUGAUAGUAGAUGUAGGACCAAUCAAAUGCGACCACGAUCCAGAAGUCUCAGCCCUGGACGUUCUCCUGCCUGCUGUGACCAUGAAAUAAUUAUGAUGAACCAUGUGUAUAAAGAAAGAUUCCCAAAGGCUACUGCUCAGAUGGAAGAACGGCUUCAGGAGAUUAUCACCAGCUAUUCUCCUGAUAACGUUCUUCCUUUGGCAGAUGGAGUGCUCAGUUUCACCCACCAUCAGAUCAUUGAGCUGGCUCGUGAUUGUUUGGAUAAAUCUCAUCAAGGUCUCAUCACCUCUCGAUACUUUUUUGAAUUACAACACAAAUUGGAUAAGCUCCUGCAAGAGGCUCAGGAGCGAUCAGAAAGUGGAGAACUGGCAUUUAUUAAGCAACUUGUCCGAAAGAUUCUUAUUGUCAUUGCACGUCCUGCUCGACUACUUGAAUGCUUGGAGUUUGAUCCUGAGGAGUUCUACUACCUUUUGGAAGCUGCAGAAGGACAUGCAAAAGAGGGGCAAGGCAUAAAAACUGAUAUCCCUAGAUAUAUUAUAAGCCAGCUGGGGUUGAAUAAGGAUCCUCUGGAAGAAAUAGCUCAGCUAGCCAGCUAUGACAGUGGGACAGCAGCAACUCCAGAAACUGAUGAAUCAGUUGGUAACUCGAAUGCUUCCCUUAAACUUCAGAGAAAGCCUCGUGAAAGUGAUUUUGAAACAAUUAAACUGAUUAGUAAUGGAGCAUACGGUGCUGUUCAUUUGGUGCGGCAUAAAGAAACCAGACAGAGGUUUGCCAUGAAGAAGAUUAACAAACAGAAUAUCAUUCUUCGAAAUCAGAUUCAGCAGGCAUUUGUUGAGCGUGAUAUCUUGACAUUUGCAGAAAAUCCAUUUGUGGUCAGCAUGUAUUGUUCCUUUGAAACUAGACGCCAUUUGUGUAUGGUCAUGGAAUAUGUAGAAGGUGGAGAUUGUGCUACUUUACUGAAAAACAUGGGUCCUCUGCCUGUAGACAUGGCCAGGAUGUAUUUUGCAGAGACUGUUCUAGCACUGGAGUAUCUUCACAACUAUGGAAUAGUGCACAGAGAUUUGAAACCAGAUAAUUUGUUAGUAACAUCCAUGGGACAUAUAAAGUUAACAGAUUUUGGGCUGUCCAAAGUUGGUCUCAUGAGCAUGACCACCAACCUUUAUGAAGGUCACAUUGAAAAGGAUGCUAGAGAAUUUCUGGAUAAGCAGGUCUGUGGCACACCAGAAUAUAUAGCUCCAGAAGUAAUCCUGAGGCAGGGUUAUGGCAAACCAGUGGACUGGUGGUCUAUGGGAAUUAUCCUUUAUGAAUUUCUCGUUGGGUGUGUGCCAUUUUUUGGGGAUACACCAGAGGAAUUAUUUGGACAAGUAAUCAGUGAUGAGAUCAACUGGCCUGAAAAAGAUGAAGCACCACCCCCUGAUGCCCAGGAUCUGAUUACUUUCCUUCUGAGGCAGAACCCGUUGGAGAGACUGGGAACAGGUGGUGCGUAUGAGGUAAAACAACACCAGUUCUUUCAGCACUUAGACUGGAAUAGCUUACUGAGACAGAAGGCAGAAUUUAUACCUCAACUAGAAUCUGAAGACGACACAAGCUACUUUGACACUCGUUCUGAAAAAUAUCAUCAUAUGGAAACAGAAGAGGAAGAUGAUACAAAUGAUGAAGACUUCAAUUUGGAGAUAAGGCAGUUUUCCUCAUGUUCACAUCGAUUUUCGAAAGUUUUUAGUACUAUAGAUCGAGUAACUCGAAAUCAAACUGAAGAGAGGGAAGAUACAACUGAGAGAACAAAAAAUGUGACACUGACAUCUGCAGAAUCAUUAAGUUGGAACUCAGAAUAUACUGAAAUGCAACAUCGCAAUUCAGGUGUUCUUCCAAAAUUGGCUAUAUCAGCUGAAGUAGAACAAGAAGAAACUCCACGCUCUACUGGACCCCAUAAAGAUCAAGAGAAGGCUGCAUUUCUGAGUGAAGAAACUAUUCAAGAUGAACUGGAGGUAACAACUCCAGCAAGCACAAUCAGUAGCACCACAUUGUCAGUUGGUAGUUUUUCAGACCACUUGGAUCAGAUAAAUGGAAGAAAUGAGAGUGUGGAUAACACAGAUAAUUUCUCAAAGCCACCCGCUGAUCAAGCAUCUCAUGUGGCUCGUCAGCGAUUAGAAACUACAGAGAAAAAGAAAAUAUCUGGAAAAGUCACAAAAUCUCUUUCGGCCAGUGCUCUGUCCCUUAUGAUACCAGGAGAUAUAUUUGGUGUGUCUCCUUUGGGAAGUCCAAUGUCGCCCCAUUCUGUGUCUUCAGAUCUCUCAUCCUCCAGAGAUUCUUCUCCUAGCCGUGAUUCCUCAACGGCUUCUGCCAGUUCCCACCAACCUGUCAUAAUUCACACUUCAGGAAAAAAAUAUGGAUUCACUAUCCGAGCAAUCAGAGUGUAUGUGGGUGACAGUGACAUCUACACAGUUCACCACAUUGUUUGGAAUGUUGAAGAAGGAAGCCCAGCUAAUCAGGCUGGCCUGAAGGCUGGAGAUCUCAUAACACACAUCAAUGGAGAGCCAGUACAUGGCCUUGUUCAUACGGAAGUCAUAGAACUGUUAUUGAAGAGUGGCAAUAAAGUGUCAAUUACUACAACACCUUUUGAGAAUACUUCAAUAAAAACAGGACCAGCUAGAAGAAAUAGCUAUAGGGGCCGAAUGGUUAGACGGAGUAAGAAAACAAAAAAGAAGGAAAGUUUGGAAAGGAGGAGAUCUCUCUUCAAAAAGCUGGCUAAGCAACCCUCACCCCUGCUCCAUACUAGUCGGAGUUUCUCCUGUCUAAACCGAUCACUCUCAUCAGGGGAGAGCUUGCCGGGCUCCCCAACUCACAGCUUGUCUCCUCGCUCACCAACACCAAGCCUCAGGUCCACCCCAGAUUUCCCCUCAGGUACAAAUUCUUCUCAAAGUAGCUCUCCUAGUUCAAGUGCACCCAAUUCUCCAGCUGGUUCAGGGCAUAUUAGACCCAGCACCCUUCAUGGUUUGGGCCCCAAGCUUGGUGGGCAAAGAUACAGGUCAGGAAGACGCAAAUCUGCUGGUAGCAUUCCUCUCUCGCCUUUGGCACGGACUCCUUCUCCAACACCUCAGCCAACCUCUCCUCAGAGAUCUCCAUCACCUUUGCUGGGACAUUCAGUUGGAACCCCCAAAAUAGCUCAAGCAUUCCCUAGUAAAAUGCACUCUCCUCCCACUAUUGUUAGACAUAUAGUGAGACCUAAGAGUGCAGAACCACCAAGGUCACCAUUGCUCAAAAGGGUUCAGUCAGAAGAGAAACUUGCCCCUUCUUAUGGCACUGACAAAAAACACUUGUGCUCACGCAAACACAGCCUAGAGGUGACGCAGGAAGAAGUUAAUAGAGAGAUACCUCAACGAGAAACAACACUACAGAGCCUGGAGGAGAAUGUAUUGGAUGCCCCAUCGCUUACUCGAGUUAGACCUGCAGAACAGGGCUGCUUAAAACGCCCCAUCUGCAGGAAGGUAGGCAGACAAGAAUCUAUUGAUGAGUUGGACAGAGAAAAAUUAAAGGUCAAGAUUGUUGUGAAGAAGCAAGAUCUGGCAGAGAAACAGGAGUAUUUGCAGAAAGCAAGCACUGUACAUGAACUUUGUGGUGAAUCAGAAUGCUCUGUUAUAUCAGGUCUAGAGGAGAGAGAUGGCAAGAAAUCAUUUCAGAAAGCUUUGGAAAGAUCAAACCACUUUGAAAAUAAAAUUGUAGCUCUGGAGACGACACAGUCAUUAGGUGGCAUGUUAAAAGACACCCUUCAAAAGAAUGCAAGCAUGAGAUCAAAUGAUUUUACUGCUUCAGAUGCUCAUGUAUCAUGUCAUGGCCUUCCACUUAAUGAAUUCAGUCAUUUGUCAUAUGACUUCAAAAGAACUCCCCCUCCAUGUACAUUGCAGGAUGGUCUGCCUUCCUCAUCUGACAAGAUACUGAAUGCAAAAGGAGAAAAUGUAGAUAAAAAUGCACCAACAAAAGAAUUUGUCAAAUUUGAAAGAUUAGAUAGUAAACUUGCAAAUAUUGAUUAUCUACGGAAGAAAAUGUCCUUUGAAGAAAAAGAUGACAGCCCUUGUCCAGUGCUAAAGUCCAAAAUGACAUCAAAUGUACACGAGUGUCAUCAGCUCAAUACAGUCAGAUCUAUAAACAUGCUGCAGGAUUCUAAUUCAGUUGCUGAAAGCCGAUCUUUUAUCAGCAGUGCUCAUGCUUCUCAGAUUAACUCUGUUCCUUUUGUUCCCCUCAAAGCCUUGAAUGGCCGAACAGAAACUGUUGCAGAGAAGUCAGCCUUGAUUUCUACAGAAUCAUCUGUUCGAAAGAGUCCUUCAGAGUAUAAGCUGGAAGGAAGAUCUGUGUCUUGCUUGAAACCAAUUGAAGGCACUCUAGAUAUUGCUUUACUGUCAGGACCACAGGCUUCAAAGACAGAAGUGUCUUCAUGUGCAUUCCCAGGAGGCCAGAAUACCAAAAAUGAUGCAGUACUCACAUACCAAGAUAGCAGCAUUGUAAAGAUGGAGCCAUUUUGUCAGAAAGAGCUGCCAUCGACUGUCCAACAAUCUAAUAAAUCAGAUCUGAUCCAAUGUUCAAAGCCAAAUAAAAGUUCUCAAAGCUCACCAGCAAAGUCUGUGACUAUUGAACAGCGAUCAGAAAAAACACUCUCUGAUGUAAGUGCUAAAUGUAAUCCCUCUGUUAGGGUGACAAACCAAAAAAAGGAGUUAGUCCAACUUAGUGCAAAUGAGACUAAAUCUAAUAGUCUUCAUAACCAGAGUUCUGUCCAGGCACAAGGAAAUCCUGAGAAAGCCAAACGAAGAGAGAAGAAAAUCACCAAAGAAGUGCCUGACAGCCACACAAGGGCUCAACAAAGUAGUGAUGUGCUUCCAGAGAGAACUGAGAUCACUGAGGAUUCCUCAACCAGGAGAUCUAUAGCAGAGAUGCCCCCAAAUCAAGAUAACAAACGCAUUCCAAGGUGUUCUUUUGAUGUAGCUUCUCAGUCACAAGUACGUGGAAUAACAAAAGUUCAGGUAACAAACUCCAAAAUGAAGCCCAAAGAUGUCAGAAAUGCACACAAACAAUCUUCAAAAGAGGAUGAUAACAGCUGUAGAGAAUCUUCAGCAAAUGACUUGGAUAUACAGAAAUCUAAUGUAUCACUCAAGCCUGAAACUUCACUUCUCCAAAUAUCAUUACAAACAUCUUCAGAUCCUAAUUCUGCCAAACUGGAAGAUAAUAUGGCUGGUUUGACUGUGCUGAAGGAUAGCCAUCCUGGCCUUAGAGCAAAAGAGCAGAAGCAGUCAAAAAAUGCACAGCCUUCAAGUGGGGACAAAGAGCCCAAUUUUGUUUCUAGGCAGCAAAAUAGCAAUUCUGAUACUCAUGUUGCAAAAGAAUCAUUCAACAGGCCAUCUGUAGUAAAUGCUUCCACAUUUUGCGGCAAUCAAGAAAAUCUCAAACUUGCAUCAUGUAUAGAAAAUAGCAGUGUUAAAUCUAAACUUAUAUCUGAUCAUUGUUCCUCUAAAUUAAAACAUUCUGAGAAACAAAAACAAAUAGUUAUAAAUGUAAAAGAAAAAGAAGUGAAUGUUCAAGCUUUACCUGUUUCUUCAAAGGAGGAGAAAAGUGUAGGUAAAACUGCUCUUGAUACUUUUUCAUAUCCUUCAAGCUCUCAAAGGAAGAUAAACAAUGAGCAUAUCCAGAUUGAAAAGCAUCUGGUCAUAGAAAGUGGACCAGAUCCUUCAGUACAAAUCAAUUGCACCAUUCCUGAAAAACAACCUAAACCAUCAAGUAAAAACCAGGCAGGAGCAGUAUCGCCAGACAACACUAAGCAUUUUCAAAAGCAAGAUGUGACAAGUGACUCUGUUGAUCAAAAGCCAUAUCACAUGCGCAACAAGCAAAGUGUGCCUCCAAAGGCAUCUGCUGUGAAAGAGUGUCCCUUACUGAACAAACAGGUCGACAAGGGCCCAAGCAAUCAGACCAUCUCAGCAGAAAAACUUAUUGAUGGAAAAAAAUGCACUGAUGCACUUUAUUUUCAAAAUGACCAUGGGAAAUUGGCUCCUAGCCUUUACCUUUCCAGCUGUGAUGCCCGGGGGAAAGCUGCAGAAAAGGCAGCCCCAGGUAGCAAGAACUUGCAGGACAGUAAAGGCAAAGGACACAUGAACCAGAAGCAGCCAGCAGAAGGGAGCAAGCAACUGGCAGCAAAACACUCCUCAUCCACUCUUGUGCAGAAUUCUUGUCGCACAGCUGCAAUUACUGUGAAGCAGCUUGACUCCCCAUCCAGCUUUCCUGACUCUAGACAGGAAACCCAUGUUUUGCCUUCAGUGAAAGCUAAGAUGGGGUCCUCAGAACCACUUUCACUUAGCUGUAGGGAACUGAAAAAGCAAACCGGCUCUUCCAUGCCAGAUGGCAGGGCAGAAAUUAUUAGAAAUGUUUCAGUGUUGGGCAUACACUGUGCCCCAUCCACCAUGGAAGAGCACAUUCCCAUUUCAGACUUAGGGGGAAAGCCAAAAGGCCAAGAGAGGUCUCAUUCAGCUAACCCUGGGGACAUAAAGGGAAGGGAUUCCAGUCUGCCUCAGUCUUCUGCUGCAAAAAAACAGAAUGUAGGUAAAGAUUUGCCAAAGUCAGGGGCUUCAGCUGACUCUCUCAGUGCACUUUCAUCUGACAAAGACUCUGCUCGUCAGAAGCGAGGAAAGGACGCCUCACGGAGUAGCCCCCACAAAAAAACUUCCCAAUAAUUGAAAAGUAAGAUUUCUCAGCUGAAAAUCUAGAAUCUUGUCUUAUCUUCAGAAAUCAGCACUGUGUAGUAUUUUCUUGCAGAAAAACUUUCCGCAGCACUUAAGCAGGGUGUGUAAAGAAAGGACUUGUUUUUUUCCCUCAAAAAGCCUUCCUAAAUGUAACCGGUUAAACUGUUACCAUAUUGUAUUUGUACAAAAAUACUUUUACAAUUUGAGAAACACAUUGUGGGGCAGGGGAUAGCAAACUGUCUGUAAAUACUUAGCUGUGUGUAUUGUUUCGAAUGUAGUGCAUCUCCUUUGCUGAUCGCAUUGUUUACCUUUUCAAGAACAGUUGCUUUUCCACUGGAUUGCCAUAAUCUAAGAAGAAGCAGAAUUACUAAAGCUUUGAUCUAGCUGAACCGACAGAUAUAUUGGUCUAAUGGGGAGGAUGGUGUCCCCCUUUUUCUACUUGUUCAAAAUUCUAAGCAUAAGUAUAAAAUUUAUGAAAUUAUAAAUCUAGUGGAUGUUAGUGAGUUUAGAUGUGUAUUUUAAGAGCUUGAGGUUGAUAGUAUUAUAGUGAACUAGACUGAUUAGUUUAAGUAGAUAACUAAAUAGCAGCUCUUUAAUGCACAAAGUCUGCCUUUUGGCUUAGACUACACCAGUUAUAGGAAAAGGGAAAAGUCUUCAUUAACAUUCUCACACCAUCCUGUUCACAUAGUAGCUUUCUGAUAGUAUGAAGUCCCUUUACAUCUCCUUUUCAAUGAAUUACCCUAGGCGCUAAGUCUUGAGAAGCUUGAGGUGAGCUUCUGCUGUUGAUUCAAUCCACAUUUAUUUACUAUCAGACUUUUAUGAUGUGAGACCUGGGAAAAUACAUAUAGUUUGAAAUGUUAAACCUUUAAUUUACAUUAACUAUUUGUCUUUGUUAUCAUACUAUCUGGAUUUGAGCAUUUAGUAGUUCAGCUUUCUUUCCUAUUUUAUGACAUAAGUCGUGUGUUGGAGGGGAGAAGAGAGAGGCAUUUUCCAACAUUGCAUCUAGAAAAUAUAUUCAGCACCUGAUUAAUAUCUUAUUACCUAGCUGGGGGCCUUACGUUAUAGAUUGAGCUUGCUGUUUUUAGCAAGUCAUCCUAGGUUUCGCAUUAUUUUUGAAGUCCAUUAUUUUUAGCUCUACACAUUUCAUAUUGUGACCUUUAUUUGUAUGCAAAAGAAGUAAAUGUAGAGUUUUUUAAAUAAAAAAAAGAUAUGUUUUUUGUAAAAAGGGGGUGGGUGGGAGCUAUUUGAGCUAUUUGGUGCUAGAAUGUGAGUUUCCUUUUUAUUUUUGCUAGGCCUUAUUUGAAUUUUGUGUCUUGUGGGAUAUAUCCUGUUUCUCUGAUUAAAUUUUGAACAACAGUGUUUGCUUCGAGACUUAGAUGGCAGUACUCCAGAAAGAUUAUCACAGGUAAGUGUGUUAGAGUGAUCAAGAUCUAAAAAACAACUUUUGAAUGUUUCACCUUCAAUAUUUCCUUUUUAAAAAAUCUCUUGAAGCUGACCCUCUUCCCAGGGUGUUUCCCCCAUUUCUCUCAGUAUAUUUUCCCAAGCACAACACAACUAUGAAUUGGAUGUUAGUAAAAAAAAAAAAAAAAACUUGUGAGUAUGUUAACUGUAUUAACCCUGAGGGGGAAAAACUAAAUUGUGUGGGAUUUGGUUCAAUUUUUAAAAAGUCUUUGCUAAGAAAAUAAAAUUACCAGCAAGUCUCUGGAAUUUUCCACGAAUUGCUAGUAAAUUUGUUCCAUGGGCUCAUGAAUUAUUUCAAAGAACUGAAGGUAUAUAUAUUUUUAAGACCAUGGUCCUGGCAUUUACAGUCUGUAUCUGUACUUUGGGAAUACAAUCAUUACAGAAUAAUCCACUCCAGAAUCAUGACAUUUCUAUCUGGAAGGUAUUUCGUAGUUUACACUGCUUGCAUUUAAAAACCUUCCACUUGUUUUCUGUAAAGCACACCUAGCUAUCUUGUUUACAAAUGUAUCAUUUUAUGUAUAUUUUGUAUAGUGCUUUAUCAUGUCUGCCAAAUAUUCCCCUCUCCUCUCCCACUUUGGAAGUGUAGCACCUAAGCUUGCAUUCAUGUACUCUCUGUUUGUUGGUGUUUAUCUUACAGUGAACUGUUUAAAAAAUCCUCUGAAAUGUACUCUUAGUCAGUCUUUCUGUGAUUGUACAUUAAAAUGUCACUUUGUAGUAUUUCUUAUUGUAGAUUCUCAAAUUAUUAAAAAGAAAGUUUGUUAGGAUCUGUGCAAUAAAGUGUUCGCAGUUUUAUUUUCUUUAAGAAAUCUCCAUGGAUGUCAUAACCAGUGAUAUUUAAUUAAAAUAUUUAUACUUAAUGCAGUUGCAGAACUUUGAAAUAAAACUGAGCAUGAAAGGGAUUUGAGUUUGUUUUUUUGAAAUGACCCCCUUGAAUAAUGUGCAAGUUAUAAGAAAAUGAAAAGCCAAAGUUAUGUAGCUAGAUACAUUUGCCCCGCUGAUCAUUACAACCCUAAACACAUUUCAGGCAUAACAGUUACAUGCGAAUUAUGUAAACAGGCAUCACAUACAGGGUUGGGCUGCAGGGUUUCUUUACUGGCCUCUCUGUUGACAACACCAUGAUCCCAGUUUUCACAUAUCUGGAUAACUGUAGAGGAAUACAGUAAUAAUAGAGUUUCUUAUAUCCAAAUUUUUGAUUUGAUAUGCAUUGGAUUUUUUAAAAAGGUGCUGUAGAAAUGUACUGUAUGGAUUCUUUAGAGACAAAUAUGUGGGUUUGGAUUUUUUUUUAUUAUGCCCCUUUGAAGGUUUAAUGGACUUGUUACCAAAUUGUACAACAUAGGUAACUUCUUCAUAGUUUCUGAAAGCACUGAUAUCCAAUUAAAUAGAAUAAAGUAUUCUUCAGAUCUUGAGACAUCCACAGCAUCAUGG
Molecule: messenger RNA, 10415 nt
Organism: Pogona vitticeps (central bearded dragon)
Lineage: Eukaryota; Metazoa; Chordata; Lepidosauria; Squamata; Agamidae
Source: RefSeq, a predicted model, not a curated record